AUGAAGUCUCUCUUGCUUGCCGUAUUACCUGUUGCCUCUGCAGCGGCCAUUGAGCCUCGCCAGGGCAACUACUUUAGCUUCGGCAACUUCUUCUCGACCGGCGGCGUCGCGGCCAACACGUUCAUCCGCCGGGCCACCACCACGCUCGUCCUGCCGGCUCUGAACAGCCCCCACGAUGGCAAUCUUGGCCUGUGGCCCGGUAUGGGCACCAAGUUCGACAGCGGAGCCGAUGGCCACCUCGUCCAGGGUCUAGCCAUCUCCACUGUGGGCUAUGGAUCCCCAUGCAACCUUGCUGCCAACGAGGUCAAGUGGUGCGUCGUUGCAAGCACAUAUGACGGAAACCAACAUGAUGGCACUCCCUACAAGGCCAACCCAGGCGAUCGCGUCACAUACGACUACUUGGUCAACGGAGCAAACAUUGACCAGACGGUCUCGGUCAAUGGACAGGUCGUUUCGACCCUGUCCUGGCCAAGCGGCAAGGGCGCAGGCUGGGGCACAGCAAUGGAGUGCCAGGCGGCCAAGUGUGGUACCGUCCCCGAGCACCACUACUACAACACAACAAUCCUCAUGGACGGCACCGACCCAAAUUACAAGAACACCGUCUCGACCAAUGGUGCUUCAGGAAGCCUGGUCACCAGUGACGGUGGCAAGACCUGGACCGCUGCUGACAUCAAGAUCAACCAGUACACUUGUAAGAUCACUUUUCACCUUUUACGGAUCCCCGUCUUUCAUGUUUUGGAAUGUUCUAGAACACAACACUUGAGGACCCGUAGCAGGACUAACUUCACCACUAGAUGUUUAAAAGGUCGCUGGAUGCCCGGGAUAUGUAGUGGUCAAGGGGUCUCUGUUUUUUUUGCUCCAAAUGCACUCCUGAAGUGGCUCUGUUUUGGCAGAGAAUUGUGUAUAAGGCACUUAUGGUAG
Molecule: messenger RNA, 921 nt
Organism: Diaporthe batatas
Lineage: Eukaryota; Fungi; Ascomycota; Sordariomycetes; Diaporthales; Diaporthaceae
Exons: 6
Coding region: 1-921 (306 amino acids)
Source: RefSeq, a predicted model, not a curated record